Molecule: messenger RNA, 621 nt
Organism: Parathielavia appendiculata
Lineage: Eukaryota; Fungi; Ascomycota; Sordariomycetes; Sordariales; Chaetomiaceae
Exons: 3
Coding region: 1-621 (206 amino acids)
Source: RefSeq, a predicted model, not a curated record
AUGCAGAUCAACUUACCCACUCGGCCGGCUCCAGCCUGCCAUGCACAAUCCGAGCAGGGCGAUCGGAUCCUGGAGGCUAUCGAGAGACUCGAGCAGCGCAUGAAAGCGAGCGAAGCAAACGCGAUGGCUCGGCUCAUUAACUCCCACGUCUGGCUCAUGGACGAGCCCAUAGAGCCUCUUUGUUCGGUGCUCACAGGCGAGCUGAUCCCAGACUUUCCACGUUCGGUCAAGGAGAUUGAGGAUCUGGACAUGGAGCAGGUCGAUGCGAUUCUGGAUCAUCUGCAGGUUUACAACGAUGGGGAUCUUGAGGAUGGGAAGAAAAAAAUCCAAGCCUGUUGCGGCGUUAUCUCCGAAUGUGGACACAGGGAGGACUUUGGGAAUGAUUGGAAUAACUACGGAGGAGGCGUCGAGGAGGACGGUGGUGAACCUCUGGGGUGGGAUCAGCCAUGGGAGCCCCGUGGAUGGUUUUACGGGGAGAACGACAAGAAGUAUUAUGAGUGGGACAAGGGUGAAGGGACUGAGUGGAACAAUGGUGAAGAGACUGAGUGGAACAAAGUUGAAGGCGCUGGGUGGAGGUAUGGCGAUGGCAUUGAGGAGAGCCCUGGUGCAGUUGGUUGGUGA